Prinia subflava (tawny-flanked prinia) is the source of this 5090-nucleotide messenger RNA. It is a transcript of the gene SLC26A3, whose product is annotated as solute carrier family 26 member 3. Gene Ontology annotation, biological process: transmembrane transport. Gene Ontology annotation, molecular function: secondary active sulfate transmembrane transporter activity; oxalate transmembrane transporter activity; chloride transmembrane transporter activity. The record is from RefSeq and is a predicted model, not a curated record. Gene Ontology annotation, cellular component: plasma membrane. The coding region runs from base 196 to 2463 and encodes 755 amino acids. The transcript is spliced from 20 exons. NCBI's taxonomy places the organism in Eukaryota, Metazoa, Chordata, Aves, Passeriformes, Cisticolidae.
GCAAAAUGUCUCAACCAUCCCUCUUUUGAUCUUCAAAGGUGGUAACGCUCAGUUUGGAGCUCACUCAGCUAUGCUAUGGCUACCCACCCCACAGUACAUAAAGAGCUAACCCUGUUCUUCAUUUCAGGUUUUUAAGUGCCUGGAGCAGAGAGGAGCACACACAAGUAAUCAUCCUAUCCUGACAUUGCAGGAGAAAUGGUUGAACCUGUGGGUAACCAUUAUGUUAUAGCCAGACCUGUAUACUCGGAGAAUGCAUUCAAUGAAGAGCAUGAGAAAUUGCACAGAUACCAUAAAACCUUUUGGGAUCACCUGAAACUCUAUUUUAGCUGCUCCCCACAAAGGGUCAAGAAAAUUGCUUUGGGUUUGUUUCCAGUCAUUUCCUGGCUGCCAGCAUACCGCUUCAGGGAGUGGGUCCUGAGUGACAUCAUCUCUGGCAUCAACACGGGGCUGGUGGCUGUGCUGCAAGGUCUGGCCUUUGCUUUGCUGGUGAAUGUCCCCCCCAGUUAUGGACUCUAUGCAGCAUUCUUCCCUGUCCUGGUCUAUUUUAUCUUUGGCACAUCGAGACAUAUCUCAGUGGGUCCCUUCCCUGUCCUGAGCCUCAUGGUGGGAGGAGUCGUCACCAGGCUGGUCCCUGAUGACAGCACUGGGAAUGGCAAUUCCACAAAUACCUCAGCAAUAAACGAUGAGAGGGUGAUGGUGGCUGCAUCUGUAACCUUCCUUUCUGGGGUUGUUCAGUUGCUUCUGGGAAUUUUCCAGUUUGGAUUCAUCGUUAUUUAUCUAUCACAAUCAUUAAUCAGUGGUUUCACAACUGCUGCAGCUAUCCAUGUUUUGGUAUCUCAACUGAAAUUCAUGUUUCAGCUACCUGUCCCUGGAUUUAAUAAACCAUUUGGCAUUAUCUAUACUCUGGAGAGCAUUUUCAGCCAGAUCACAAAAACAAACCUUGCUGACCUUGUCACAUCACUGAUUGUCUUGCUUGUCGUGUUUGUGGUAAAAGAAAUGAACGAUCGAUACAAGGAAAAGUUACCAACUCCUAUCCCGAUCGAACUCCUUGUGACAGUCUUAGCAGCACUGAUUUCCAAUUUUGCCAACUUUGAAGAAAAAUUUGGAGUAGCUGUUGUUGGAAAGCUAGAGGAAGGGUUUCAAGCACCCGUUGCACCUGAUGUAGGCAUCCUCCAGAGCUGUAUUGGUGACGGCAUUUCCAUCGCAAUCGUCGGGUUUGCUGUGGCCUUCUCCGUGGCUAAAGUGUAUUCCAUCAAGCAUGACUACCCAAUAGAUGGCAACCAGGAACUAAUUGCUUUUGGGCUGGGUAAUAUAGUUGGUGGAUCAUUCAAGGGAUUUGCCUCCAGCACUGCUCUGUCAAGAUCAGGUGUGCAGGAGAGCUCAGGAGGCAAAACACAGAUUGCUGGCAUUAUCUCAUCUGUCAUUGUUUUGGUUGUGAUCUUGGCCAUUGGGUUUCUCCUGGCACCAUUACAGAAGUCAGUCCUUGCAUCUUUGGCUCUUGGCAAUUUGAAAGGGAUGCUCAUGCAGUUCAAGGAAGUGAGCAUCCUCUGGAGAAAGGACAAGUAUGACUGUGUCAUAUGGGUGGCAACUUUCUUAGCUGCUGUCUUUCUUGGCCUGGACAUUGGACUAGCAACAGCUGUGGCAUUCCAGCUGCUGACAGUGGUGAUCCGCUCCCAGAUUCCAACCUGCACUGUUUUGGCCAAUGUUGGGAGAAGUAACAUCUACAGAAACAGGAAGGAUUACUCUGAUAUCUAUGAGCCAGAGGGAGUGAAGAUUUUCAGAUGCUCCUCUCCAAUCUUCUUUGCUAAUAUUGAAUUCUUCAGAGAGAAACUCAUCACUGCUGUUGGCUUCAACCCACUGAGAGUCCUGAGGAAACGCAAUAAAGCUCUGAGGAAGAUCAGGAAGAUGCUGAAGAAAGGAGAGCUACAAGUGACACCGAAAGGCUUGAUUUGCAUGGCUAACCCUACAUAUGAGUCAGAUGAGGAGUUAGACAACAACAAGAUAGAGGAGCUGGACCAACCCACCGUCAUGACAGACUUGCCCAUUCGGAUCAACUGGGGCAGUGACCUCCCCCCUGGCAUCACUGUGCCCCAGGUCAACCUCCACAGCAUCAUUCUGGAUUUCUCAUCAGUGUCCUUCCUUGAUUUUUCUGCUAUGACAGUCCUCCGAAAGACACUGAAAGAAUUUGUCCGGCUCGACAUUGACAUUUACAUUGCUGGGGCACAUGAAGGUCUCCUGGACAAACUGGAGAGAAGUGCAUUUUUUGAUGAAGAGAUUAAGCCAUCCAUAUUUUUUCUCACCAUCCAUGAUGCAGUUUUACACAUUUUGCUGAAGAAGGACACAGCCAACUCCCCCAAAUUAAAGAUUGCUGAGGAGAAGGGUAGGAGCAGUGACUACGUCAUCAUCCCCAGGAACGGACUGCGCAGCCGGGAGUGCACAAUUCCAACAGAAACAAAAUUUUAGACUUCCUAAGUAUAAUAUCCUCCAGCAACAAAGUAUCACAGAAGAUGAAUGUGGAUGCUGUGAUGAGCAUGAAGACAGAAGGAUACUUUCAAAUACCUUAAGAAGGAUUUACUACAUAUGGUUAUGUUCCAGGUUUUGGAAUGGGCUUGUUAGUCUUUAUGUGUCUCUGUAUAUAUAAAUGUAUUUAUGUAUAUAUAUGGAGGCUAAAAUCACACAGAUUUUCUUAUUUCAUACCACAGUUUGUAGACAACCUGUACAGUUACUUGAGAAUCUAUAAAUAUUUGAAAUCUUGUAUUGGAUACCACAGAAUAAUAGUUAGGACUGAUAUUUUAUCUUCAACAUGUAUAUAACUUAUAUAAAGUUUUCUUGAUGGUUUGUAAAAUAUUUAGUAGACUGAGUUAAACUUGCUCUCAGCUUACUACCACAAGCAUAAGCACAGUGUACAUAGUGACUAAUGUAUCUAAUUAUGAAGAUUGUUCAGGAAAGAGACAGGAUUUUCAGAUCAAAACAUGAUCCAUUGAUUUGGACUGGGCUUGUGUAAAGUGCACAAGGGAGGAUACAUUUAUAGUGCACCACUGUAUAUACAUAUACAAUAUGUACCUCCAUGGCUUCAGCGACUGUACGGCUGCAUUUGUCCCUGCAUCACCAGGGUAGCUCAUGGUCAGUGAGACCCAGCCUGUGACAGACACUGGCCCCAGAACCUGGCUGGAGGAGCCCUGGGUGUGGAGCUGCCACUUGGGCAGGCUGAAUUGCCUGGAUCUGUGGGCAGACAGGCAGGGGGCUUCAGCUUAAAGAGUCUGCUCUGAUACUCUGCACAACCCGGUCUGCACAACUGCCGUCAACAACCCCUGCUGGUAGUCUAAGGCUUGAAGAUGAACAACAUCACAACACCCAAUGCCCAAAGUUACAGAACUUUUAAUUUCACAUAACAAGUGCUAGAGGUAUAAAAAUCUUCAGCCUAGAGGAAAGUGGAACCAUUCCUGGAGUCUGAAAGAAACAGCACUCAGAAAUCACAAGAGUUUUUAGAUUUCAAAGCCUAGUUCUGACUUUCAGUCAAGCUGGGGUGGCCAGAAAUGUGCAUUUGGACUUCAAGAAGGGCUGGAGGGAAGGAGAUAGUGUUCUGUGCACACCAGAACAACAAUCUUUAUCUUCAGAGUAUGCAGGGGUUAAAACCAAAAUCUGUACAAUUUCUUUUUUUUUAAUCUGGAGUUAUGUGAUGAGCUCUGCUAAUGAACCAAGGUGUAAGCCAGCAUUAAAAUCAAGGACAUUUUGAAUAUAGAAAGAAUUAGGUGAGCUUGAAGACAGAAGUUCAGCUUUCAGGAAACACUCAUGCAUUUGCAGAUGAGUAACAAGCUGUGGUUCUGUUGUGGGUGAUCGUGUGCCUGACCUGGUGUGGGAGAUGUGGCCUUCAGUGGCAUCACAGAGAUGCUGCUUCCUGCAGACACCAGAUGGAUGGUGAGCAGCUGUGCAAACCCACUGCUCUUCUGAGCGUGCCACAGCAGAUCCACGGUACCUGUCCUGUGCCAGAUAAUCAGCACAGCCAUACCUGAAGACAGGUACAAUUAGCACACUGCCAAAUUGCCCUUCUAAUGCAGUCUUCCAAAAAACAGAGUAUAACACAAUAGAUCUUUCCACAACAAGCAAGUUAUUUGGUCACCACAACAUAAAAAAGGUAUGAAACUACUACAGAGUGUCCAAAGGAGGGCAAUGAAGAUGAUGAAGGACCCUGAGAAGAAGCUGUGAGUGAGGAGUGGCUGAGGUCACUUGGUCUGUUCAGCCUGGAGGACACUGAUGGGAGACCUCACUGCAGUUACAACUUCCCCAUGAGGGGAAAAGGAGGGGCAGACACUGAACUCUUUUUUGUGGUAACCAGUGACAGGACCUGAGGGAGGCUUAGGUUGGAUAUUAGAAAAAAGGUUUUUCCCCCACAGGGUGGUGGGACAUUGGAACAGGCUCUCCAGGGCAGUGGUCACAGCACCAGCCUGACAGAGUUCUAGAAGUGUUUGGACAGUGCUCUCAGGCAAAUGCUGUGACUCUUGGGGAUGGUGCUGUGCAGGGCCAGGCUUUGGACUUGAUGGUCCUUGUGGGUCUCUUCCAACUCAGCACAUUCUGUGAUUCUGUGAUACUGUGCAAUGCACGGGGGAAAUAUCACUCUAAAUACUCUGAACUUCAGGACUGAGCUCUCCAGUUCAAGAAAGAUGAAAUCAAAUGUUAAUGAAGAAAACUGUUAUAAGGAUCUUUGUAAAAUGGAGACCCAGUAUCUAAAGACUGACAGUAAAAGAAAUAGAUACAGGGAUUUCACCUAGGAGAGAGGGAAAGUUAUGCAAGAUAAAAAAAUAAUAUUGUUCUGCAAGGAGAAAAAAUGAACGGGCCAAACUUAAACAUGAACGAGAUAUUAGAAGAUUGUUCCUCAUUUUCACAAUGGUGAGAUCCUUUCCAGGUAGAACAAGAACAAAAAACUAAACUGCUUUUAAGAUAAGACUUAAACAUGGUCAUGAAAAUCAUGAAAAUCCUGAUACCACGUCAUAGCAGUGCAAUCUGAACUGUCAGACUCAAGCUGUUCUUUUCAGUCCUGUGCUCAUAUGUACCUAUACAGACCUAGGCAAACUUCCCUAUCAAAAGAAAUA